Messenger RNA from Rotaria sp. Silwood1, 1563 nucleotides. NCBI's taxonomy places the organism in Eukaryota, Metazoa, Rotifera, Eurotatoria, Philodinida, Philodinidae. The record is from the annotation of a GenBank genome assembly.
AUGAUGAAAUCGGUGGUUGAUCACUAUAAUAAUGGACAAUAUGCCCAGUUUAUAGAGUGUCUCGCGAAACCUUACUAUCAUUCACGUCGUUUGAUGGUUGUAACAAGAGGUAGUGAGACGAUUAGCGUUGAAAUUCGUGUAGAUCAAUUCAUUGAACCCUUGCUCAAACACGAUUUUCGAGCAGAUAAAAUUGCACAUCUCUUAGUUAUUAUUGGAGAGGUGUUUUUACGUGGACUUGACUUUGCUGAUCCUAUAUUGAAAAAUCCUGAGUACACAGCUUUGUUGGAACAAAGCAAAAUUCUUUUUCAAGGUGUAUAUGAUACUGAAGCACUUCGUGACGCUGCUCGUGAACUUGAUAAACGCGUCGAACGUUAUCAUCAUGCUAUCCUAACAACUCGCAAACUUGGCGAUUAUGACUCUGCAAAGUUAUGGAUUCAGAAAGCUGUUGAACUGGAACCCCUUAAUGUUGAUGUCAAACGCGAACAAAAAGCAAUUAAUUUGAAAGAUGAAAGACAGUCCAUCGAUCAACCGACGGUGUUUAACACACGUAUUUCGAGUCUCGAUGAUCAGCAACCAUGGUGCAAUAUUCUAUCGAUUGACGGCGGUGGUAUUCGUGGGAUAAUUCCAGCCGUAUGGUUAAUGGAGAUUGAACGAAAACUUCGGCAACCUAUUUCUUCUACAUUUCAUGUAAUUGCAGGCACAUCGACUGGUGCCAUUAUUGCUGCUGGUCUCAGCACACCUUCUCUCACGCAAAAAGGUAAACCUCGCUAUCAAGCACAUGAUUUAGUCCAACUCUAUCGAACAAAAGUAGAUCAAGUGUUUACUAAAAGUUCAUCAAUGUGGGCCACUAUUAGAGCAAGUUUUCUUCAAGCUCCUCAGUAUUUGGAUGAUGGUCGUCAAAGACUCUUCGAAGAAUAUUUUAGCACCGUGAAACUGUCGAACGCACUUGCUGAAUUGGUCGUGCCAUCGGUUAAAGCUGAGAGUAAUGUCACAGAUACGUUCACUCGACAGAGCGCUGUGAAUGAUACAUCGAAGGAUUUCUUUCUUCGAGAUAUACUCAUGUGUACAACGGCUGCACCAACUUAUUUUCCUGCCUAUUCAUUUAAUAAUACAGUCUAUGUUGACGGUGGUGUUCAGGCAAAUAAUCCGGCGAUGAUUGCUUACAGCCAUGCCCUCAGAAUAAAUCGCUCAUCCACUGACAAAAGUCGCAUACGAUUAUUAUCAUUGGGCACUGGUGAUUAUGUACCGGAUCCGCUUCAUCCAACCGCUAAUCGAGAUCUUCUAUUUUGGUAUCGAAAUCGUCAAACUGUCUUAAAAGUCGUGACGGAUGUACCUCAGAGCAACAUAGAUAUGCAACUUGGCGACAUCAUCGGCGAUGAAUACUAUCGAUGGCAGGUUUGGCUAGCAAAUCCAAUUCAACUUGAUGAUAUCCAGCCGCCCACCAUUGACCGACUCAUUGAUCUAGCUCACGAACAACUUGAAGAAAUGGAAGCCUAUGAUAAUAGUCAGAGACUCGGCUGUCUCAUCGAAAAACUUCGCUCGCCCGAAGAAACAUUCACUUAA